AUACAAUUAUCAAGAACCACAUGAGUGAAAGGGGGAACUUUUGUAUUACCACUGUUCUUUGAGCGAGUGAAUCGGUGUCCAACAAGUGUUUGAAUCGCAUAAGAAGAGAAUCAUAGAAUCUCAAAGAGUAUUUGUUUAUUUUGCUGAGUAAACAGUUUGCGCAUUGCUUUUGGGAACCUUGGCGUCUCCAACAAAAGUUGUAAUGAAAAUUUGCGCGUGACAUUCAUUAGGGAGGAAACACCUCGGCGUAAACAGGUCAGUGCUCGUGUUCCAGGCGAUAAUUAGUUUAAUUUGAGCAGUCAAACCCGGCUGCAGGGGUCAGAGGAUUCACCUGCGCCGGGUUGUUUGACCUGAUCACCGUGCGACCUCCAAUUUGUGGUCCUAACAUUUGUAGGCUAUACGUGUUAACAUAGAAAACAAUCUAGUUCAGAAUGUAUAGUCUGAUGGAUCAUGAGUUGAAAACUUCUGGGCAGCCACCGCCGCACCAAAACGGACAGGGCAUGUCCCCCAUGGGCAGCAUGCACGCGGGGUCAAAAAACUCUUGCCCACCUGGUGUAGACCCCAUGGAUAAGGUUAAAAGACCCAUGAACGCGUUCAUGGUGUGGUCCCGGGGCCAGCGGCGAAAGAUGGCGCAGGAAAACCCCAAAAUGCACAAUUCCGAAAUCAGCAAACGUUUGGGCGCUGAAUGGAAGUUGCUGACCGACGUGGAGAAGAGACCAUUCAUUGACGAGGCAAAGCGUCUGCGCGCUGUUCACAUGAAGGAAUAUCCCGACUACAAGUACAAGCCACGCCGCAAGACCAAGCCGAUGCUUAAAAAGGACAACCAGGUUGGCAAGUACCCACUGUCUGCCGGUAACCUACUGGCAGCAGCGGCGGUCCAGGGAUCAGGUGGCAGCCCCAGGAUGGACAACUAUGGCUGGGGACCUACGGGAGGUUAUGCGGGCAUGCAGGGGGAUGCACUUGGUUACCCUCAGCAAAUCCAUCGUUACGAAUUAUCAGCUCUUCAGUAUCCAUCCUCGAUGACGGCAGCUCAGAACUACAUGAAUGGCGUCAACUCUUACAGCUCCAUGGCCUACACCAACAGUCCCCAGCAAGUGAGCCCGGUGAUGUCCAUGGUGAAACCGGAGCCUGUGUCCCAUUCACCGACCGGGGCCCCGAAUCACCACCACCACAGAGGGCCCCUUCAGGGCGACUUGAGGGACAUGAUCAGCAUGUACAUCCCCAGCGGUGACACAAGUGACCCCAGUGUCACGCAGAGGGGCUACCCCAGUGUCCAGCAGCACUAUCUUGGGGGAACUGUACCACUCACACAUAUCUGACGCCCUCCCCACACCAUUGGAGAUGUACUGUAGUCCACAGAUGGGACUUCCAGGCUCUACUCCUGACACUCUCCCGACCACAACAAGGACCUCUGCCCCCCUGUUUUUAAUCCCCAUAGUGAACGGUAACCAGAGAUGGGCUCAAGAGCUACCUCUCCAGUGCGGUUUGUUCUGUAUGCUGCUGGCUGUAAGUGAGUGGUCGAGUCAUGUAUAGGGCUAGCUGGACGGCUGACCGACCGCCUGCCUCCAAGUCCAUUCAAAACGAUGCUGCUUGGCGAUGCUCUCUUCUUGAAGUCUUGCCAUGUAUGAAGGUCUAGUUAUAAUGUCAUGUAUUCAGUGAGUUUCUAAAUGUGUGUGACAGAGAGAGUGUGAGUGAGUGGGUGAAUGGUUGAGUGAUCUCUUCUUUUUUUAAAUGCAGAAAUGCCUUCUUAUGAGGCGUUUAUAAUAUCCUGGUGUUCUGGUAUACAUUUCCAGAAUGAGCAUAUUUUCAUUGAGCACAUUUGCAUAAUCGUGACCAGACCAAACAUGCUAUACGAUCUGCUGUAAUCACGGAGUGGUUUUAUAAUGAUUUAUUUUAACAGUGGUUUAUUUUUCAUAACAUGAAUGUUUGGGUCUGUAUAGCACUACAUAGAAAUCCCAUGGGUUUCUUUGGGCAUGAGUUGUGUUGGUGGUAGGGGGCACAUCUUGGUAAGACACUGAUCAUUCCAAAACAAAAAGUGCCGUGUGUGUGUGCGUGUGUGUGUGUGUGUGUCUGUCUGUGUGUGCGUGUGUGUGUGUUUAACUUUGUGUGUCUGUAUGUUUUAACUGCUGGUCCUGUUUGUAAACAAAGAGUGCUUAGAUUUCUGCAGAACUGCAUUCUUUUGCACAUCUUUUGUAUCAUUUGUAAAGUAUGAACUGUGAUUAUUUUUUUAUGUGCAUUUUCUUGCCCUUUAAUUUCACGCAAACAUUUUAGGUGUCAGUGAAAAGUUGACCCUCAGACUGUUUCAUUUCAGAUUGAACAACUGACUCCUUUAGUUUGUCAUUCCAUUACAGCUCAACUAAUUGUUUUAGCCCCAAUUCCUUGACCAUGCAUCUUGGUGAAUAGUGCUCAGCAUUGGCAACCAACUCCUAAUGUUCGCACAAGGGAAAAGUCACGAAAAUCAUUCGACAAACCUUUUUGUUGUGGAUUUGGAAAUAGUUUUGCAAUAGACUGUAACUCAAACAAAUGUUGUUUUUUUUCUAAUGAGCUCCUUGUUUUUUUUAGUCAUCUUUAUUCUGAAAAAGUUAAAUGUUUACAUUGACAACAUAAGUGUGCACUGUGCAACUUUUUUAUGAAAUAACUUUCCGUAUUGUAAUACUACAAUGAUCUUCCUUGUGUAAAUACGGAGACUUUUGGUCUCACAUAUUUGUACAUUUUGCAAGGCCUCUGUUGUAAUGGUACUCAAUUUUUUGUAAAGAGAUCUUUAGUCUUAAAUGAGUUGCAUCACAAAAUGUAAAUAAAAAAACAUUGAAAGAAAAAAGUUCA
Engraulis encrasicolus (European anchovy) is the source of this 2823-nucleotide messenger RNA. RefSeq names its product SRY-box transcription factor 19b (gene sox19b). The record is from RefSeq and is a predicted model, not a curated record. The transcript is spliced from 2 exons. Lineage: Eukaryota; Metazoa; Chordata; Actinopteri; Clupeiformes; Engraulidae. Gene Ontology annotation, biological process: anatomical structure morphogenesis; cell differentiation; regulation of DNA-templated transcription. The coding region runs from base 432 to 1319 and encodes 295 amino acids. Gene Ontology annotation, molecular function: DNA-binding transcription factor activity, RNA polymerase II-specific; RNA polymerase II cis-regulatory region sequence-specific DNA binding.